AUUUGUCUACGUUGUUGUUGCCUAGGGGGCUAGCGGUGGCGCUGUUCCUCCACGGCGCCAUCUAUCUCGCUGGUGCCAGGCAAUAGACUCCGAAUUGUCUUUCCCGUGCCGCUCGUGGCAGAACUGAUUCUAUAUAUCCAUUCCCCUGAACUUGUACAACAUGGCAGAGCUUGAAGACACUCAGUUCGAGUCAGGGGAUUCUGGAGCUUCAGCAACAUUUCCCAUGCAAUGCUCUGCUCUUCGCAAGAACGGUUUCGUCAUGUUGAAGGCAAGGCCUUGCAAGAUUGUUGAGAUGUCCACAUCCAAGACUGGCAAACAUGGCCACGCCAAGGUUCACAUGGUUGGUAUCGACAUUUUCAAUGGCAAGAAACUUGAAGAUAUUUGCCCUUCCACCCACAACAUGGAUGUCCCUGUUGUCAAGAGGGAGGAUUUCACUCUCAUUGACAUAUCUGGUGAUGGUUUUCUUUCAAUGAUGAAUGACAACGGAGAUUUGCGUGAAGAUCUCAAGGUUCCAGAAGGAGACUUGGGUAAUCAAAUCAGGACUGAUUUCGAAAACGGUCGCGAACUGCUGUGUACCGUUUUGAAAGCCUGCGGCGAAGAGUGUGUGAUUGCCGUUAAAGCCAACACAGCUGCCGAAAAGUAAUUCACACAAAUUUGUGAAGUUUCACUUCCAACUGGUUACCAAUAAAAAUGGAGAGAAACACAAAAAAAUAAACGGGAAACAGCUGUGGA
Messenger RNA from Daphnia pulicaria, 732 nucleotides. RefSeq names its product eukaryotic translation initiation factor 5A (gene eEF5). The transcript has 5 exons. The record is from RefSeq and is a predicted model, not a curated record. Lineage: Eukaryota; Metazoa; Arthropoda; Branchiopoda; Diplostraca; Daphniidae. Gene Ontology annotation, biological process: positive regulation of translational elongation; positive regulation of translational termination. Bases 161 to 643 code for a protein of 160 amino acids. Gene Ontology annotation, molecular function: ribosome binding; RNA binding; translation elongation factor activity.